This is a messenger RNA of Egretta garzetta (little egret), 5359 nucleotides long. RefSeq names its product ATPase phospholipid transporting 10D (putative) (gene ATP10D). Gene Ontology annotation, molecular function: ATP binding; magnesium ion binding; ATP hydrolysis activity. Gene Ontology annotation, cellular component: plasma membrane. Gene Ontology annotation, biological process: phospholipid translocation. The record is from RefSeq and is a predicted model, not a curated record. Lineage: Eukaryota; Metazoa; Chordata; Aves; Pelecaniformes; Ardeidae.
GGAUGCUUCUUGGAUUAUAAAGCAUUUCAGGCGCAAUGGCAGAUCCCAUCCGCUGGGCCCGAUACCGUUGGCAGCGACUGAUAUCUACAGGGGGCGGAGAAGGUAGCAGCAGCAGCAAUCCAAGUAACAAGUGCUACGAAUCAUCAAAAACUAUUGGGAAACAUAGGAUAGUGAUACCCUGUUUGGGACAUUUUAAGGAAGAGUAUGAAAAAGUAUCAAAACUGUACAUGAACAACAAAAUACGGACUACUAAGUAUACUUUAUUGAAUUUUUUACCACGGAAUUUAUUUGAACAAUUUCACAGAGUUGCCAAUUUGUAUUUCCUAUUUCUAGUUGUCCUAAAUUGGGUUCCUCUGGUGGAAGCCUUCCAAAAAGAAAUUACAAUGCUACCUCUAGUAGCGGUUCUGACAAUUAUUGCAGUGAAAGAUGGUCUGGAAGAUUACUCAAAGUAUAAAAUGGAUAAACAGAUAAACAACUUACUAACCAAAGUGUACAGCAGGAAGGAGAAGAAAUACGUAGAUGAAUGCUGGAAAAACAUCAAUGUUGGGGACUUCAUCCGGCUUUCACGUAAUGAAAUCAUUCCAGAUGGCAUCCUUGAUGGAGAAACCAAUCUAAAGCAGAGGCAGGUGGUGAGAGGAUUUUCAGAGCAGGUCUUUGAAAUUGAUCCAGAAAAAUUUUCCAGUAGAAUAGAAUGUGAAAGUCCUAAUAACGACCUCAGUCGCUUCCGAGGCUUUGUUGAGCAUUCAAACAAGGAUCGAGUGGGCCUCAGCAAGGAAAAUUUACUGCUCCGAGGAUGCGCAGUAAGAAACACAGAAGCUGUUGUAGGCAUAGUGGUAUAUGCAGGUCAUGAAACCAAAGCCAUGCUGAAUAACAGUGGCCCUCAUUACAAGCGCAGUAAAUUGGAAAGAAAAGUGAACACUGAUAUUCUUUGGUGUGUUCUGCUUCUAAUUUUGAUGUGUUUAACUGGUGCAAUAGGCCACGGAAUUUGGUUAAGUAGGUAUUCAGAAAUACCUUUUUUUAACAUCCCUGAGCCAGAUGGGAAGUCGAUUCCUCCAGCAUUAGCAGGGUUCAAUAUGUUCUGGACGAUGAUCAUUUUAUUACAGGUCUUGAUCCCAAUUUCUCUCUAUGUUUCAAUUGAAAUUGUCAAAUUGGGACAAAUUUAUUUAAUACAGAAUGACAUUGAUUUUUACCAUGAGAAAACAGACUCAACAAUUCAGUGUCGAGCACUGAAUAUUGCUGAAGACCUUGGCCAGAUUCAGUAUAUCUUCUCUGACAAGACUGGAACCCUUACUGAAAAUAAGAUGGUUUUUCGGAGAUGCAGCAUUGCAGGACAGGAGUAUUGCCAUGAGGAAAAUGCAAAGAGAUUGGAAUCCUAUCAGGAGAAAGAUUCAGAAGAUGAGGAUUCAGCUGAUGGUCAGUGUGGCUCUUCGACCCAUAUGUCAAAACGGCAGGGGCACAACUGCAGAGCUGUGAAUGAACCUUUGAACAGAAGGUCUUUGAAUCAGUUGUCUGGAUUACCUGCAUUAGGAAGGGAAGAUGGAGCAGGUGAUGUUCCCCACGCAGGACACGUUGCUUUCAGCAGCCCCAUUGAAACGGAUGUUGUACCAGACGCACAACUGCUGGAAAAGUUCAGUCAAAUUUCUUCUCAUUCCUAUCAUCAGUCAGAAGAAGCCAGCAGCAAGUUAUCUUUGGAGACAGCAUACAUAACUGACUUCUUUCUUGCUCUGGCAAUCUGUAAUACUGUUGUAGUUUCAGUCCCCAAUCAGCCACGUCAGAAGAUGAGACUCUCUUCGCUGGGUAGGAUGCCUAUUAAAUCGCUUGAGGAAAUCAGGCAGAUGUUCCAGAGGUUGUCAGUCCGGAGACUAAGUUCCUCCCCACUUCCAGCCGUGAAGGAGUCAUCCUCUGAAAGCCCCAGUAGUUUUGUGAACAAACUGUCUAUUUUCAGAACGAAACUGACCUCACCUGCUUUGGAUGGAGCUGCUCAAAGGGCUGCUGAGUCUCUCAAUACUGACAGCUCAGAAAAUUCCCAAGUGCCUCAAGAACUAGAUACAGUGAAUGUAGCUGCUGACUGUGAGCACAACAGCGCUGUGUCAUCUACUGAAUUGUCUCCCUUACCUAAACUAUGUUAUGAAGCUGAGAGUCCAGAUGAAGCUGCCUUGGUUCAUGCUGCUCGGGCUUAUAAAUGUAUUUUACAGUCUAGGACUCCGGAUCAAGUAACUGUGGACUUUGCAGGUCUGGGAUCUUUAACCUUCCAGCUUUUGCAUAUCCUGCCUUUUGAUUCAGUGCGGAAAAGGAUGUCAGUGGUGGUUCGGCAUCCAGUCUCCAACAAAGUGGUGGUGUACACAAAAGGUGCAGACUCAGUCAUGAUGGAUUUGUUGAGAACUGCAUCUGAAGUAGGUACUAAUGAUUCAAAAAUGGAACAAAAGAUUAAAGAGAGAACUCAGGAGCAUUUGGAUAACUAUGCUAGAAGAGGACUGCGCACUCUGUGUAUUGCUAAGAAGGUGAUGAGCGAUGCAGAAUAUGCAGAGUGGUUAAAUCAUCAUUUUUUAGCAGAAACCAGUAUUGACAAUAGGGAGGAGCUGCUGCUUGAAUCUGCCAUCAGGCUUGAGUCUGAACUGACAUUGCUCGGUGCCACUGGCAUUGAAGAUCGCCUGCAGGAGGGUGUUCCAGACACAAUACAGGCAUUACGGAAAGCGGGAAUAAAAAUAUGGAUGCUGACAGGUGACAAGAGAGAGACAGCUGUCAACAUUGCCUAUGCUUGUAAGCUGCUGGAACCAGAUGACAGAAUCUUCACUCUCAAAUCACAGAGUAGGGAUGCCUGUUCCUUGGUGAUGAGCAAAAUUUUAGAAGACAUCCAGAAGAAUACUUCUGCCAAAAAAACCCCCAAUCAGAAACUUGGGAAUGUCUCUACAAGUUGCUCCACCCAAGCUGCAGGGCUCAGUGCAGGCCUGGUUAUUGAUGGAAGAACUUUAGAGCAUGUCCUUGAUGAUAGUCUGCAGAAUAUUUUCUUGGAACUCACAGAAAAAUGUCGGGCUGUAGUCUGCUGCCAAGCCACACCACUGCAGAAGAGUGUCCUGGUCAGACUGGUGCGAAAUAAGCUAAAGGCGAUGACAUUAGCUGUAGGCGAUGGUGCCAAUGAUGUCAGUAUGAUCCAGGUGGCUGACACUGGUGUGGGAAUAUUGGGCCAAGAAGGCAUGCAGGCUGUGAUGGCAAGUGACUUUGCAGUCUCUCAGUUUAGACACCUCAAAAAGCUGCUGCUUGUGCAUGGUCACUGGUGUUAUACCAGACUUACCAACAUGGUGCUUUACUUCUUCUACAAGAACGUGGCCUACGUGAACCUCCUGUUCUGGUACCAGUUCUUUUGUGGGUUUUCAGGCACAUCAAUGACUGACUAUUGGAUCUUGAUUCUUUUCAAUCUCCUUUUUACAUCAGUGCCACCCAUCAUUUAUGGUGUCUUGGACAAAGAUGUGUCUGCGGAGAUACUCUUGCAGCUUCCACAGCUGUACAUGAUGAGCCAGAAAUCUGUGGCUUACUUGCCUUCAACUUUCUGGAUAACCUUGCUGGAUGCAUUUUACCAAAGUCUCGUUUGCUUUUUUGUGCCUUACUUUACUUACUAUGGCUCAGACAUAGAUGUUUUUUCUUUCGGAAACCCCAUAAACACAGCAGCGCUCUUCAUAAUACUGUUUCACCUUCUCAUUGAGUGCAAGUCUGUGACAUGGAUACAUACAGUAGUUAUAGUUGGCAGCAUCCUGUUAUACUUUGUCUUCGCUCUGGUUUUUGGGGCCACCUGCAAAACCCACAACCCACCAUCAAAUCCUUACUGGAUCAUGGAAAAGCACAUGACAGACCCAGUAUUUUAUUUAGUUUGCCUCCUGACUACUUGUGUUGCUCUGCUACCCAGGUAUCUGCUGAGGGUUCUCCAAGGAACAUUGUUUCCAUCUCCAGUGUUGAGAGCCAAGCGUCUUGACAGACUGACCCCCGAGGAGCAGAGGGAAGCAAUUAAGAGAUGGAAAGAUGACUGCUUUGUAAACUGUAGAGUGGAGUUCCAGGCGACUUCUGGGUCUUCCAGCUCAGCCACAGGUGCUGUAUCAGAGGAAAGCACUGCCAGUGUUUUACCAGCAUCUAAAAUGCCUUUUCAGGCCUGUUCAAGAGAAGGGUUAGUAGAGGACACCUCUUUCUUACCAGACAUUCGGGACGAGCCUGGGAAUACAAAUGACUUGAACUCUGAAAAGGCCGUAUUUCUGAAGUCAUCAAAGGGAGCUAAUUCAGACACAUUUGACAGUGGUAACUCGUGUGCCAAAGUCCCCGUGUGUGCUUCUGAAGAGGGCAGCAGCGCUGCUUCUCUAGCACACAAAGCAGGUUCAGAUUCUGCUUUGUGUGAAGAAGAUGCCUUAAUGUAUUUUGUGAAGUUGGAAUGCUAACUGUUUAAACCCCAAAAGUAAUAACUGCUGAUUUAUGCCAUGUUGUGGUUUUGUUUUCUUCAGCCAAGGUAGACAAUGCACAUGUUUCCUUAAAAGCUUUUUUGUUUAUAAAGCUUUUUAAUAAUUUAUUAAGACAUUCAAGGUAUAAAUGGCUGGGUUGUAUUUUUAUAUUUUUUCACACAGUAGACUUUGCAUACUGCUUACUUCUUGUAUGCGACGUUGCGUAAUACCUUGUGGUGUUACGGGCAGGACGUUGCAUGAAUACGGAUUUGCAGGAUCCAGUUCAGGUAAGCCAACCUGCUCCCUUGCACCGCUGUCCUAAAAUCCUAGCGUUCUCUGGGAUUCACCACUUGCUGAAAUAUGAAGUAAGCAGAAGGGCUGGGAUGUCGUGUUGCUGGUUGGCUUGUUGCAGGACUCCUUCAGUACGUGUAUAUGGUAAUUGUUUUAACCAUUGUGGUUGAGUUUGUUUACUGGUUAUUGCACGGGCCGUCUCGGUGCUGGCCAAACACAAUUUUAACCAUCACAGUGGCAGCUCAGAUCAGACAUACAUGUCACGUGUCUCCCUCACCUUCCUCUUCCACAAAAAGAGCAAAUCCCAGUGCAGCCUUUUGUUCUCCAUGAUAGUUCAUCCUCCUGCUACAUCCCUCCUUCUUGUCUCCACGUGCCAUCUCACAUCAUGCACCACUGACUGGGCUUCUUUUCUUCCUCACCCAACUCGGAUGGUGGCUGCCUGACUUUUCUCUAAACUCUACCUCAUGCUUGCACUGCAGAAGUGCCUGCCAGUGGCAGUGGGUAGCUCUGGUCCGUCUUCAGCUCUCCUCUUACAAAUAGCAGCUUCUAGCUGAUGACAUUACUCUUCUUCACACUCAGGUGUUUUUACAUUCCUCCAGACUUUUAUAAUAAACAUCUUCAGUAUCUCUAAAGGCUGCUCAAAAGAA